Molecule: messenger RNA, 720 nt
Organism: Notothenia coriiceps (black rockcod)
Lineage: Eukaryota; Metazoa; Chordata; Actinopteri; Perciformes; Nototheniidae
Product: phytanoyl-CoA dioxygenase domain-containing protein 1
Exons: 4
Coding region: 241-720 (159 amino acids)
Source: RefSeq, a predicted model, not a curated record
AGUAGAACCUGGCAGUACUCAGAGUCAGAGAGAGGAGACUGAACAGCAGACAGUACAGUACAACACUUAGAGCAAAAGUUUAAUUGUUUUGAGAGAUAGAGUACCUUUGCAGAGAGGCAAAAUAAUUUAAUUCAGCACUGCCUUUGGACUGUGCAGUCAGCGAGCUACUCCACCACAAACAAUCCCUGCUUUAUAAAUAUUGCAAGCAGGAGGCAUCAGCAGGAAAACUGUCCACUAGAGAUGACUUCAUCCAGGAAUAAACUGCAGGAGGUCUACAACCAGAAGGGCUUCCUCUCCGCGCUGCCUGUGCUGAAUGAGACUCAGCUGAGGGAGGCCAAGCGCGCCUUUUCUGAGCUGGAGGAGGAAUUUGGUGAAGAGUACACUCAGUACAGCCUCCACAAUGUUCACCUUCAGUAUCCCUGGGUGAGGGACCUGACCCAACACCCUCAAAUCAUACAAGUGGUCAAAGCCAUCCUGGGCCCUGACGUCAUCCUGCUGGACUCCCGCUUCAUCUGCAAAUACCCGACACUCAAACCUGACACCCAGGAGAAUGAAGGAGGAGGAAACGAUGAACUUCCAUAUGUGGCCUGGCAUCAGGACAUGAGGUAUUGGGGUAUUGCUGGCGGCCCGGUCCUCUCUGUGUGGCUGGCUUUAGAUGACUCACUGCAGGAGAACGGCGCCCUCCAGCUCAUCCCAGGUACCUCAGCUGUUAUUUACUAA